Trichophyton benhamiae CBS 112371 is the source of this 1608-nucleotide messenger RNA. RefSeq lists its product as uncharacterized. The transcript has 2 exons. The record is from RefSeq and is a predicted model, not a curated record. NCBI's taxonomy places the organism in Eukaryota, Fungi, Ascomycota, Eurotiomycetes, Onygenales, Arthrodermataceae. The coding region runs from base 1 to 1608 and encodes 535 amino acids.
AUGGAGCAGCUAACUAGUUGGAGAAAACGGGUAUAUAAACGGGCUGUCAGGACGGUUGGAGAUGAAGCCCAUCGUCGAUCUGUCUGUCUGUCUACCAAGCUGUAUCUCCCAUUGUAUCCAACGUCCAACAUUAUCAUCAUCAUCAACAUCAUCAGCAAUAACAUUUCCAAUUGCAACAACACAUUGACUAUUGUAUCACUGUCAUGGGUAGCAUCGAACCACCACGUCCUCGCUAUGAGCGAACUCCCUUUGGACGAGAAAUGCUCAAGCACUUCUCCAUCGACCCAACAUACACCGAGCUCAACAAUGACUGACAACAGGAUAGGCUCCUUUGGCACCGUGCCCACAGCCAUCUUCAACAGGGCUCAUGAGCUGCGUAGACGCUGUGAGGGCCGGCCCUGCUCGUUCUCCAGAUACGAGUUCCCUGCAUGGUUGGACAAGUCGCGCGAGGCCGUGGCCGACCUGCUCAACGCUGACCCAGACAACAUCGUACUGGUCGCCAACGGCUCCACGGCCUCCAACACCAUCAUGCGUAACUUCGUCUGGAACGAAGACGGCCUUGACGAGAUCAUUCAGGUCAGCAUCAUCUUUGCGCCGUUGGGCAAGAUGACUGGCUACGUCGGCGAGUUGAGCCAGGGGCUGGUCAGAACUCGCCAGGUCCAGCUCAACUAUCCGCUCGAGGACGACGAGGUCGUAGAGCUCUUCAGACAGGGCAUCCAAGCUUCCAGGGAAGCCGGGCGUCGUCCCCGUCUGGGUAUCUUUGACACCAUCUCGUCCACACCUGCCAUCAGGCUCCCGUUUGAGCGGCUGGUUGCUCUCUGUCGGGAAGAGGGCGUGAUGAGCUUUGUCGACGGUGCUCAUGCUGCUGGACACAUGAAGAUCGACCUGGCUGCUCUUGACCCUGACUUCUUCGUUACCUGCUGUCACAAAUGGCUAUUCAUACCCCGUGGUUGUGCUGCAUUAUACGUUGCUGCUCGCAACCAGUGGAUGGUUCGCAGCACUCUGCCCCUGAGCCACGGCUUCAUCCCCACUGCAGAUAUCGAGCAGGGCAAAGUCGACGGCAAGCUGGCUCAGGCCCUGGCUAGCGGAAAGACUCCCUUUGUGUACAACUUUGAAUUCGUCGCUCCCAUGGACAACUUCGGCUACCUUUGCAUUCCCGAGUCGAUCCGCUGGCGCCAGGAAGUAUGCGGCGGUGAAAAGGCCAUCCAGACAUAUUGCGUCAACCUGGCCCGGGCAGCCGGUGCACUCAUGGCCAGCAUACUGGGCACAAAAGUGCUGGAUAACAAGUCCCAGAGCGUGUCGGCCUGCUGUAUGACAAACGUUCUCUUGCCCCUGAAGCUAGAUGCUGGCAAUGGUGAUGAAAACCCGCUCCCGGAGGGCUGGUAUGCCGUCAGGAGCAAGCCAGGCGUGCAGUUCCGUGUCAGCGACUGGAUCAUGCGCAAGAUGGCCACCGAGUACGAGACACUCAUGCCUGUCUUCUUCUUCCAGGGCUCCUGGUGGGCUCGCGGAAGCGCCCAGAUCUACCUCGAGCUGGACGACUUCGAAUGGGGUGGCAGGAUGCUCAAGGACCUCUGCGAGCGAGUUGGCGACGGCGAAUACCUCCUAUAA